AUGAAUACGGUUGUGCUCGCUCUGUUGGUGGCCGUCGUGGCAGCGCUCUUCUACUACCCCACCUUUGUUCGCAUCCCAUCAGCCGAAGAGGUGAGUGGCAACACGGCCCAGCGUGCCGCCACACCCACACAAGCCAUGAGUUCGGCCCCCUCUGCCCAGGCCCAGCAAACCAACGCUGGGUCGGCUGCCGCUCCCGCUGGCCAAGUCCCGUCUGCGCCCACCGCCUCUGCAGUCGCCUCCCCUUCCCAGACCCCGCAGGCGAGUACGGCUCAGGUCGUUGAACUCCCUCCUGCCACUGGGAAGAAGGUCAUCAUUGUUGGUGGCGGAUUGGCUGGCAUGAGCGCCGCCAUCGAGGCUGUUCGUGCUGGCGCCCACGUGGACAUGCUUGAGAAGACGAUCCGCUGGGGUGGCAACUCGGAGAAGGCUUCGUCGGGUAUGAACGCCGCUCGGACUGCCGCUCAGAUCAAGCUCAACCUGAAGGACAGCGUUGAGGAGUUUUACAAGGACACCAUCGCCUCUGGCCACGGUCUCUCCAACGAGGAGUUGGUUGACGUCAUGACCAAGGAGUCCGCUUCCGCCUACGACUUCCUCUCCAGCUUCGACAUUGACCUCAACACCGUGACCAAGCUUGGAGGUCACUCGCGCGCAAGGACGCACCGUCCCUCUGAGAGGGUGACCGGCAACGUUGGUUGGGAAAUCACUUCGACUCUGUCGAAGUACCUGGCCACUCUUCCGCGCGACCGUCUCACCAUGAAGCUGGGGGCUCGGCUCACGUCGCUCGUGGUUGAAGAUGGACGAGUCGUUGGUGUCAAGUAUACGAAGAUUGUGCGCGACGAGAAGGGGCACGAAACAGGGGAGGAACUUGCCGAGUUGCGAGGCGAUUCGGUCAUCCUCGCCACUGGCGGUUAUUCGCGUGCUGAUGACUUGCUUCGCAAGUAUAUCCCCAAGAUCGUAGACCUCCCGACCACCAAUGGUCCUUUCGCCGAAGGAGACGGCAUUAAGGUGGCUGAGCAGAUCAAUGCCUCUCUCAUCCACAUGGACCAAGUGCAACUUCACCCCACCAGCUUCGUCUCGCCGAAGGAUCCCCUGGCAAAGACCAAGUUCCUGGCCCCAGAGGCCCUCCGUGGCCUUGGCGGCAUUCUUAUCAACCAAGAUGGCAAGCGCUUCGUGAACGAGCUCGACACACGCGACAAGGUCACGCAGGCCAUUUUCAAGAACUGCAAGCCCCUGAUCGUGGAGCAGGAAGUGAAUGGUCAAAUGAAGACCGUGGUGGGUCCCGUGGUGGCUCACCUGAUCAUGACCGACGAGGCCGUGAAGCUGUUCCCGAACUUGCAGUUCUAUCAGGCCAAGGGAUUCCUCCAUGGCUACCUGGGCGUUGAAGAAAUGGCUGAGGGCCUGGAGCUCCCAGGCAACACCCUGAAGCAGACGUUCGCCGAGUACCACGAGUGCUUUGUUCGCCAGGGCAACUGUGCCGAUCCUUUCGGCAAGAAGGACUUCCCGUUCGGCACCCGCAGCAACGACGUGUUCCACGCCAUGAUGAUCACGCCCGCGAUCCACUACACCAUGGGCGGUCUCGAAAUCGACAAGGAGGCGCACGUCCUCCGAGCCGCCGCCACCGAGAACAAGGACGAGGCUGCCGAGGCGGCUACGGCGACCAAGGAGAUCAUUCCUGGCCUCUUCGCUGCGGGUGAGGUGACGGGCGGCGUCCACGGCGCCAACCGCCUGGGUGGCAACUCACUGCUCGAGUGCGUCGUCUUUGGCCGGAGAGCCGGACGCUUCGCCGCUGCCUUCACUGAAACCGCCACCGCUCCUGAAGUUACCUCCUCCUCUCCUUCCUCUACGCCCGCUUCCGUCGUGUGA
Acanthamoeba castellanii str. Neff is the source of this 1860-nucleotide messenger RNA. Its product is annotated as flavocytochrome c subfamily protein. The transcript has 12 exons. The coding region runs from base 1 to 1860 and encodes 619 amino acids. Lineage: Eukaryota; Discosea; Longamoebia; Acanthamoebidae. The record is from RefSeq and is a predicted model, not a curated record. Gene Ontology annotation, molecular function: FMN binding; oxidoreductase activity.